GCGUUUAGUAAAUUUUAUAUGUGCGUGGCUUCACUGUGUUAGAUACUGUUAAAUACUGUAGGAUGCUCCUGACUCAGUGUGUGAUGGGAUGGACUGUGAUGACAGUUCUUAGCCUCUGCCUGCCUGUGUGGAGCGCUGUGGCCGUGACUCAGCCCUACAGAGUGGUGAGCACCAAUGGCACAGCACGGAUCCAGUGCUUCCUCCAACUUCAGGCCUCCCACCACCAGGUCCAACCUUCCCAUGAGCGGUUCUCCUACCCCGAGGAGCUCCGUGUGACACUGCUGAAGGGCCUCUAUGGCUCCCAGGACGUCUGCUCGUCCAUCCUUAACUUGACAGAGCAGAAGGUGGAACAUAAGGAACAGAAGGGAGAGGUGCAGUGCUCAGCUCAGGUCAGAGAUGGCGCUGUGGAAGUGACGAUGUGUGGACUGAAAUCCAUAGACACUGAUCUCUAUCGCUGCAAAAUACAGGUCUUCUACCCACCACCGUACCUGUGGCUUACGGGCAACGGCACACUUCUUCACGUCCUGGACACUCCAGAGUGUCCUGUGGAGGGAGCUCAGAAACAGAUUUCACUUCAAGGUGAGGAAGAACAGGAAGCAGAGGAUGAUGAGGAUGGUGAGAAGGUGGAACAAGUCAGUGUUACUGUUGUCAUAUUGGUGAUACUGAUCGUCUGUGUCCUUGUUGCUGUCAUCUACUUCCAGACCUUCCCCUGUGAACAAGGGAGGACAGAGCUUGUCAGGACGAUGCCAGUUAUGCUUCAGAAAGUGGAUGCUGUUUCAUUUACCUGUGAAAACAUCCCAUGAGAUAAAUGAUUUCCUCCCCCUCACGCAUGAAGAGUCACCUUGUCCAGGGCAGGUUUUAUCGGCCUCACAGCAUUAGAGUAAUGGAUGCAUGUUCUCAGGGUGAGGGUUGUGGUACCAGUGGGGGUCUUUCUUAUCACCUCUAUUUAGAUUGAGAUUUUUUCUUUUAACCACAGAUUGUGUGUCUGUGCAGAUUUUACUUAUUAAGUAUGAAAUAAUGUUUACAUUAUUGUGAACACACAUGUUAAAAGCUUCAGAUUAUUGAGGAUUCUUUAUUGUUGUACUCGACUGAAGCUGAGGAGGCUUGUACUGCUAGCUCUGUAAAAGCUGAAUGUCAAAAAACAAAAACAGUGAUAGCCUGUCAUAACUCCACUAGGAUUCCAUUAAAAAAAAAAACUUCGGCACACAUUUGAAAAGCCCGAUAACCAAUCACAGCAAUGCAGUGUAUAACAUUUUAGUCAGAGCAAUGCAGUGCAGUGUGACAUUUUGUGUCACACAUGGUAGACUCCAUGGUGUUCACAUUACACGAGUACAUUGCUGUAAGUGAAUAAAUAUGUUUUGAGCGUAUGGAAAUUUACCUUAAGUUUACAUAUUUUGUUUGUUGUUGCUGUUGCAAUAUUCAAAUAUUCAUGUUGGAUGUUUCAAAAUAA
Mugil cephalus (flathead mullet) is the source of this 1450-nucleotide messenger RNA. It is a transcript of the gene cd28, whose product is annotated as CD28 molecule. Gene Ontology annotation, biological process: T cell receptor signaling pathway; regulation of T cell proliferation. The transcript has 5 exons. The coding region runs from base 63 to 803 and encodes 246 amino acids. Gene Ontology annotation, cellular component: external side of plasma membrane. Lineage: Eukaryota; Metazoa; Chordata; Actinopteri; Mugiliformes; Mugilidae. The record is from RefSeq and is a predicted model, not a curated record.